This is a messenger RNA of Elaeis guineensis (African oil palm), 1209 nucleotides long. NCBI's taxonomy places the organism in Eukaryota, Viridiplantae, Streptophyta, Magnoliopsida, Arecales, Arecaceae. The record is from RefSeq and is a predicted model, not a curated record.
AUAGCCUUCCCCCGUCUCCUCUCAGAAACAGCCUAUCUCCAUCUCCUCCUUCUAAACCCUAGUGAAGUCAGGGAUCAAAAUAUUAAUAAAAAAGAAAAAGAAGGGAGGCGAAAAUGCUGCCGACCAUCUCCCUUUCCUUCUCCUCCUCAAUCUUUCUCAAACCCCUCCAGCUUCCCCGUGGCCUCUCGACCUCCCCCUCGACCCUUGUGAAAAAAUCGGGCGUCCGGUCUGAGCUCGCCACCCUCCCCGUCCUCUCCUUCUCCGGCGAGAAGGUGGGCGAGGCCUUCCUCGACCUGAAGGCCGCCCCUCCGUCCACCGCCCGCGCCGUCGUCCACCGCGGCCUCAUCACCGAUCAGCAGAACGCCCGCUGCGGCACCGCCUCCACCCUCACCCGCGGCGAGGUCCGGGGCGGUGGCAAGAAGCCCUACCCCCAGAAGAAGACCGGCCGCGCCCGCCGCGGCUCCCAGCGCACCCCGCUCCGCCCCGGAGGCGGUGUCAUCUUUGGCCCCAAGCCCCGGGACUGGUCUAUCAAGAUCAACCGCAAGGAGAAGCGCCUCGCCCUCUCCACUGCCAUCGCCAGCGCCGCCACUGCCGACGCCUUCGUCGUGGAGGACUUCGGGGACCAAUUCCUAGGGGGCCCUAAGACCCGGGACUUUGUGGCGGCCAUGAGGAGAUGGGGGCUGGACCCCAAGAAGAAGUCCAUGUUCCUGAUGAUGGAGGUGCCGGACAACGUCCGCCUCUCCUGCAGGAACAUUGGGACCCUCAAGAUGCUCACGCCCAGGACGCUGAACCUGUUCGAUGUCCUUAACUCGGAAAAGCUGGUCUUCACCAAGGAGUCUCUCGACUAUCUCAAUGCUGUGUACGGGGACUCUGGCAGCAGCGAAGAGGACGAUGCGGAAGAAAAGCAAGUGCUUGUUGCAGGAGAUGAAGAUGAUGUAGGAGAUGAAAGUUUAUAAGCAAUGAAAAGUUGUGUUCUUUGGAAACCUUCAAUCACAUGGCUUCUUUAUGUUCUGAUUUUUGGCCUACAUUGCUGAAGUUGGCAGCCAUAAAAAAACAAUAUGAUGUAGAAUGUCCAUUGUCAGACAUUAUGUCUCGGUGCUUUAUACAUGUUGUUGCAAUGUUUAAUAUAAAGUUUGCUGUCGCAUUCUCUGCAGUUCAUAUGUGUACUGAGGCUUUAACUAGUAAAUAAACUCAUACCAACUUCACAUC